CCCCCCUCCUGCUCCGUCUAAUCCCCUUGACAUCUCCUUUCCUCCCCUCACGUUCUUUCGCGUUUCAUUUUUCAUCCUUCCCCUUAACUAUUUGCUGGUGCCAGGGCUGAGCCUUCACCGAAUUUCUUUGCUAUCCACACCCCUUCCCCACCUCUAACCUUUUUAUAACCUCCCCCGCCUCCCCCGCUAUCCAAAUUCGAACAAUGAAGCUUGCCACUGCUGUUGUCGCUGUUUCUGCUUUCGCUGCCCAGGUGUUGACCGCCUCCGUUGGUGAGGAGCUCUGCUGCGCUACCAACAGGGAGCGUGCCAUUAAGAAGCUCCCGGCGCUCCUGUGGGUUCCUGACAUGGACCGGAUGGCUGCGGGCCAGUGCAAAGACAUGGCUGCCAAGGGCGCCAUUUCGCACAACGGUAACACGCCAGCGACCUACCAGCUGACCAGCCGUCUGGAUCUUUUCGUGAAGGCAUUCACGUACAAGGUCGCCGCGGAGAACGUCGCCAGCGGCUACGACAACGUCCAGGAUGUGACCGAUGCCUGGAUGAAGUCGCCCGGACACCGCGCCAACAUUCUCAACGAGGCCGUGACUCUGUGCGGCGGUGGUGUGCAAAACCCUGGAGGUUACUACACCGUCGACUACGCUGCCCCGAUGGACCCUGCUGAUGCCAAGCAGUUCAAGCUGCCGGCGUGUGAUAACGGUGUUGCCACUCCUGUUACCCCCCCGGUUGCCCACAAGGCUAACCCGCCCGCUCAGCCGGCUCAGCCGGCUCAGCCUGCUCAGCCGUCGCCUGUUGCUACUAAGCCGUCGCCUGGUUGCCCACAAGGCUAGCCCCCCUGCUCAGCCUGCCCAGCCCGCCCGCCAGCCUGCCCAGCCUGCUCCUAAGCCGGUUGCCCCCUCGACCAAGGGUAACGGCAAGUGCAAGCGUGUUCCUAAGGGCUCGAUUGCCGCUGGCAAGUGCAAGCCCUGCAAGAAGUGCACUGGUGCUGCUCCCUUUGCCCGCCGCCGCUAAGUGACAACCCCCUUCCUCGUCCCCGUCACGUCCAAAUCGGGUGUUUCCUUGUGAGUUGUAAAAGGUGUCAGUCGGUUUUGCUGUUGGCUGGUGUCCUGAGGUAGCCAACUGGGAAUAUUUUGACGUUCAGCUGUAACAUCCCUGGUUCUGUG
Messenger RNA from Linderina pennispora, 1157 nucleotides. RefSeq lists its product as uncharacterized. The coding region runs from base 204 to 824 and encodes 206 amino acids. NCBI's taxonomy places the organism in Eukaryota, Fungi, Kickxellomycota, Kickxellomycetes, Kickxellales, Kickxellaceae. The record is from RefSeq and is a predicted model, not a curated record. The transcript has a single exon.